Messenger RNA from Myxocyprinus asiaticus (Chinese sucker), 5582 nucleotides. Its product is annotated as beta-2 adrenergic receptor-like. The transcript has 2 exons. Lineage: Eukaryota; Metazoa; Chordata; Actinopteri; Cypriniformes; Catostomidae. The record is from RefSeq and is a predicted model, not a curated record. Gene Ontology annotation, biological process: negative regulation of smooth muscle contraction; norepinephrine-epinephrine-mediated vasodilation involved in regulation of systemic arterial blood pressure; adenylate cyclase-activating adrenergic receptor signaling pathway. Gene Ontology annotation, cellular component: membrane. Gene Ontology annotation, molecular function: norepinephrine binding; beta2-adrenergic receptor activity. Bases 206 to 1459 code for a protein of 417 amino acids.
GCUAAGCAGAGUGACUGUGUGAGAGAUUGAGAAAAGUGCUGUAGUGACAACAAGGAAGAAAGAGUAAAACAGAGAGAAAGACAGAGCAUGCAAAAGACAGACAUAAUGAAGGGGGCAUCUACUUAUUCGUAACAACCCUACAGACCUAAGAAAAAGUAAUUCGACUUUGUAUGGGAGGAGUGAAGUGGGGAGUCUUUUGGAGAUCAUGGGAAGUACACAGGCACCAGAACAUCAUAACAUCUCAGAGGGUUUUAACAUUUCUGCGCCCAUCUCCUAUGCCAGCAAUGAUGUACAGAUGGUGCUGCUGGGCAUUGUCAUGUCCAUACUGGUCCUGGCCAUCGUCUUCGGCAAUGUGUUGGUGAUUACAGCUAUCGCCCGCUUCCAAAGACUCCAGAACGUCACUAACUGCUUCAUUACAUCACUUGCAUGUGCUGAUCUGGUCAUGGGAUUGGUGGUAGUGCCCUUCGGUGCCCUUAACAUAAUCCUGAAAAAGUGGCACUUUGGCAAAUUCUGGUGUAAGUUCUGGACAGCCACCGAUGUUCUGUGCGUCACAGCCAGUAUUGAGACACUCUGUGUCAUCGCUCUGGAUCGCUACCUUGCUAUCACGUCACCCUUCCGCUACCAGUCCAUGCUGACCAAGUGCAGAGCGCGCAUUGUGGUGCUGCUGGUGUGGGUCAUCGCUGGGCUCAUUUCUUACCUACCAAUCCAUACAAAUAUCUGGGAAUCUGAGGGUCAAGAAGCGGAAAAUUGCAGGAAAAAUGUUUACUGCUGUGAAUUCCACACUAACACUCCCUAUGCCAUCACUUCCUCCAUAAUUUCCUUCUACAUCCCAUUGAUUAUUAUGGUUUUCGUCUACAGCCGUGUAUUCCAGGAGGCAAGAAAGCAGCUGAAGAAGAUUGACAAAAGUGAGGGCCGAUUCCAUGCUCAGAAAAACAAUAGGAAAAAGCAGGAGGUGACAAGCAGUGGAGGGGUCGUAAGCGGCCAAUGUGACAUGAGGAACAUCAAGAAGCCUAAGUUCUGCUUGAAAGAACAUAAGGCUUUGAAGACAUUGGGCAUCAUCAUGGGCAUCUUCACACUGUGUUGGCUGCCUUUCUUUGUAAUAAAUGUAGUGGUGGACAUCUAUAAGACGGACAACAUCAUCUUGUCAUCCACAAUUUUAAACUGGAUAGGCUAUGCUAACUCAGCCUUCAAUCCAUUGAUCUACUGUAGGAGUGCAGAGUUCAGGUAUGCUUUCAUGGAGAUCCUAUGCCUCAAUAGGUCACCCUACCCUUAUGUGAGGCCAACUAAUGGAUAUAAAUAUAGUGGGCAUUGCUGGCAAAGUCAACACAGAGAGCGAAGCAAAGGCAGUUCAGACGACAGUGACCCAGCUGAUAGCAACUCAGGUAAAGAAGGAUGUGGGACUGCAGAUAAAACUAACUCUAAUGGGAACUGCAUUAAAAACAUAAUGAGUGUGUUAUAAUUCACCUUGCAAGUCCUGACUUGUUCCACUUCUUAGUAUGUCACAUAAGGACAGGUUACGCCUCCUCUGGUAAGUGGGCGAGUGUGGAUGCGUGCAAGGGUUGUUUCAUGGUGGAAAUCUGGCAUUUUCAAAAUCUUUAUCUACCUCAUUUUCUAUUGUUUUCUCAUUCACCUUAACUUGCUCUAUCAGUUUAUUUUGUCAUGGCCCUGUUAGCUCACGCAAAAGCUAGCUUGGGCAUUAGAAAAAAUAACAACAACAAAAAUAAAAAAACAACAACAACCAUAAAUUAAUGCUAAAAAUGCUUCUUGAUUUGGAUUUUAUUGAACAUAAAAUAUUAAUAGAGGAACAGGACCUACUAUGAUAGGGAAGAAUGCUAUAUGAAUAUCUGAGGUGGGGGUUUAGCACUAAAGAGACUUCCAUUUGCCCCACCUCUCUCUCAAGAUGUCUCUGUCUAUUGGCAAUCAAUCCACGCCCAAUUGAGGAGCUGAACUACAAUUUCUAAGAAUUGAGAAAUUCUCAUGAUCUGCUUCAAUACCACUUUCCUAAGACUAACAGACUAAAAUAGGUAUUGCCUAUUUGAAGCACUUUUUUAAACUGCUACUUUGCAUUCUUAAAUAUUAAACCAUGUCAUUCACUCAAACCAUGGCAAACACUUCACAUUUUUACUUUCACUCUUGUAAAGCUGGUCAUUUCAAUUAUAGUUCAGUUUCAAUACAAUCCCUGCUCUGCAAUGCAAUACAAACCUGCCUUUACAUCAAAAUUGUAUCUUACACUUGCCACAGCUCUUUCAUGUUUUGUUUUGUGUCGGCAUGAGUUGACAAUCUGAACAAAAGGGCUGGGUUAAAAAUGACCCAGCAUGCAAACAACAACUCUUGCCACAGUAAUAAAAAUAAAUAGGAGAAAUAACUUGCAUGGUCAUAUAUGUCUGUUGAAGGAAAUUGCAGAACGAUAUGGUUCAUUCUUUCAGUCAUGCGAUUGCUUAAGCUGAGCAUCCUUAAAUGGAAGUCACAAAAUAUAAACUCCUUCAUGCUAGUGUCUUAUACCGUUUAUGAAGUAUUUUUACAGCAUAAACAAAAAUCUAUAUCUCUCGGUUAUAACACAGAACUGGUCUCUGGUGGCCUGUUUUGAUUCGCCUCGUGUAAUUUCGGGUCUCUCUGCAGGCGCAGGCCGUAAGGCUGCCAGAUCCUCAGUAUUUACCCUGGGAAUGUACAACUGAGCAAAAUCCAACAACCCUCUGUGUAAAUCCCUGAGAUUCUGUGUUUAUCAAAGACAUUAUGUGACUCCCUCCCAAAAAAAAAAAAAAAAAAAAAAAAAAAAAAACAUUAUCUAGUAAGAUAAAUAAAUUAGGAUGUAUCUUGUUUCAUAUCUGCAAGCAAUGAUAGGCUCAGCUAAUGCAUGCUGUGAUAAGCACACAGUCAUUUUAAUGUUCCCUACUAACUCAAAUUUCUGACCUAGGCGUUUAAUCUAAUGUUCCAUACACAUCAACAACUGUGUUAGUGUGGUGAUGAGGUUUCAAUACUUGUCAGUGUUUGUGAACUAUUAAUUUAGGUCAAGUGGUUUUCUACGUGUUACUGUGCAGCCUGCUUAUGCUGUCGAAACUGUGAACUUUGUUCUUUAGGAAGUCUCUCUGGCACAUUUGUGGCUUCUUUGUGGUCUUGUUUCAUGUUCUAGCAACGUUUGUUGUGCACAUAAUGAAACGCUUAUAAAACAUUUUUAUAAGUUACUUUACAUGGGGAAAAAAACAUUUAUUUCUGUUUUAUGGGAGCAAUAUUGCUGUUUUAUGGGAGCAUUGCACCAAAGUGCAGUUUAAAACUAGCUUUUAAUGUAAUGUAUUGUAAAUUUGUCUAAGCUUUGGCAUUGUUAAUGUAAUACAAGCGUUGUCAAUGUAUGUCAACAUAUUUAAAAGACCAUAGGGAUUAUUAUUAUUAUGCUGGUCUUCUGAAGACAGUGCACUAUUAGUGAGAGUAUGCAUGUAUGGAUGUCUUUGUUCAGGAUGUGAAAGUGAAUGUGACAGCUUGGACAGAUUUGUUAACACUGCACCCUUCUGGGAGAGUUGUUCUCUGCAGAGAGCUCAAUUGCCUAUGUUAAACUCUUGACCUGUAAUCUUGUGCUAAAUUGUCCUUAUAGAAAUAUUUGUGCAAUCUUUGCCAUGAUUGUAGCGUUGUGGUUUACUGUUGUGUUAGAACUUUAAUGUUGCAUUCUCUGUGGACACGUUUAUCUUUAACAAGUAAAGUGUUUACAUUCAUAAAUGUCUUUCUGUUAGACAUGUUUUAGGUUUAUUGGCAUGCUAAAUGACAUGAAUUAUCAUGAAUCUACACAAUGUUCUGAAAUUUUUGAAUCAGAUCGCUAUGCAUCCCAUUGAUGCAACACAGGAUGUCACUUUUAAAGCUCAUUAAAGAUGCAAUGAGUAAUUUUUUUUUUCAUACAUAAAUGUGUCGUACCUAGAAAAGUAAUGGUAUUUUUGACAUAUAUGUUUAAAAUAGUGUGCACACAUAAGAAAUGACGACUCCAGUCAUAUCAGUGGCCUUGCAAAGGGUGUUUUAUUCGACAUAAAAGUUAUCCCUAUGGUGGCAGCCAUGUUGAGAUCACCAGCUGGAUACUACUCACUUUGGCUAUGUUUGGAAUAGCAUACUGCCAUACUAUUCAUAAUAAUUCUGCAAUAUAUAUAUGCAGAAAUAUUAAGAGUUGUAUGGUAGUACGCUUUUCUAAACAUGCAGUAGCCUCUCGGCAACCCCGAAGAUCGGACACUUUUGGUUCCAAAAUAAAUAAAUCAUGGGAUAAAGGGUUUUUUGAUGGUUAUUUCAAUGGCAUCUUUAACUGAAAACUUUUGCUUUUUGUGAUGCUGCUGCCACACCAAUAGGUGUCAGAGAUAUGUCCAAGACUGAUGUAUUGGCCAGCAAAACAUGAACCAAAUGACUUUCCUUUAAAGGAAUAGUUCACCCAAAAAUAAAAAUUCUUAUUUACUCACCCUCAUGCCAUCCCAGAUGUGUAUGACUUUCUUUCUUCUGCAGAACACAAAUUAAGAUUUUUAGAAGAAUAUUUCAGCUCUGUGUGUCCAUACAAUGCAAGUUAAUGGGUGCCAAAAUGUUGACACUCUAAAAAGCACGUAAAGGCAGCAUAAAAGUAAUCCAUAUGACUCCAGUGGUUAAAUACAUAUCUUCAGAAGUGAUAUGAUAGGUAUGGGUGAGAAACAGAUCAAUUUUUAAGUCAAUUAUUGCUAGAAAUUCUUCUCCCUGCCAAUAGGUGGCAUAUUCAUGAAGAUGUGAAUCACCAAGAACAUAAGAAGAAGAAUGUGAAAGUGAAAGUUAAAGUGGAGAUUGACUGAGCAGGGAGGAGAAUUUAUUGUAAAAAUCUUGAUCUGUUUCUCACCCACACCUAUCAAAUUGCUUCUGAAGAUAUGGAUUUAACCACUGGAGUCAUAUGGAUUACUUUUAUGCUGACCUAUAUGAUUUUUAGAGCUUCUAAAUUUUGUCACCCAUUCACUUGCAUUGUAUGGACCAAAAGAGCUGAGAAAUUAUUCGUUUGUGGUCUGCUGAAGAAAGAAAGUCAUACACAUCCGGAAUGGCAUAAGGGUGAGUAAAUGAUGAGAGAAUUUUCAUUUUUGGGUGAGCUAUUCCAUUAAAUGUGUCUGUACAGCUGAAAAGGAAACAAUACGUUUUUCAGUUCUGACAGGAAAAUUUGGUGUUCCUAUUAACCACAGUUUACCAGUACAGUUUUGAAAUAGACAGGUUUUUUUUUUUUUUUUUUUUUUUUUUUUGCUCUACAAAUUUGCAUUGUUUGGUAUUUUUCACAUUUGUGAAACACCGAACAGACACGGUGUGGUCAGCCCCUCACUGGUGCAUUAAGAUGUGAUUAAAAAACAUGAAUUUGAAUAUCAGUACACAGGCAAAUAAACACUCUGUUUAGCCUUUUAAAGCCUUUUAGGAGUGCUUAAUUCAUGGCAUGAGUACUGUAUAUAAUACUGUACCAAUUUGAUGUUUACUUUGAGCAACUUUCGCACAAGAUUUAUCACUGUUUUGUUGAACUUGUGAAGUAUGUUCAACUAUACUUAUUGUUCAGUGGUAUUUAUGAAAUACAAGUGUCAUUCCAUUUGUAUUCUGUAAUAAAUGAUGUAUUUAAUGUA